This is a messenger RNA of Lachancea fermentati, 3210 nucleotides long. NCBI's taxonomy places the organism in Eukaryota, Fungi, Ascomycota, Saccharomycetes, Saccharomycetales, Saccharomycetaceae. The record is from the annotation of a GenBank genome assembly.
AUGGAUCCACUACUAUCCAUUAAUAGGUUGCGAUCGACGUUUUUACAGCAAAGUACAGAUAUAGAUCAGACAAAGAGGUUAAUAAAGCCGUACUCGAGCGGAAGUAACAGCGUGGAUGAACAAAUAAGGGAGCUCUACACUGACGGUGAUGGUAAAAACCUUCUAACAGAACUGGAAUCACCUCCCAUUUCCAAAAACUACUUAGAUAGGUACCCGACGCUAAGAAAGGACCGGUACGAAAAGGGAUCAAUGGCAAGAUCCAGGUCCAUCUCUUCAAAUUCAAGAAAAACUAAUGAAGACGUUGGACGCACUGUGACUCAAAUUGAUAUGAAAUUGCCUGAUGAUUCCUUGAACACACUAAGAUUGGAUUCAAAUACAGCGCAUCCACCUCACAGGACUGUACUAAAUAGAACUACGUCAUCCACCUUGAAGAGCAAUAGCUCUGCAGGGUCUGGUGAAUUUGAGGUACAGAAAUCAAAAACCAAAAGAAGAUCGUCGUUACCGUUUUCUAAAAUAUUUCGAAACCAUUCUGAUAGUGGAAGAACCACAGAACAUGAUCGAAAUCGGCCAAAACCCCCCUCGCAGCAUAAAACGAAAUUCAGUUUUUACGACACAGCUUUCAAUUUUGAUGAAAAUAUCGAGGAAGAUGACGAUGACGACGAUGACGACGACGAUGAUGACGCAAAAGAUAAUGAGAACUUUUUUAAACAAGAUAUAUCACAACACUCCGGAAGUGUAUCUACAAAAAAUUCUAAGUCAAUAAAGAAGAGCAACUUCCCGCUCAAUCCCCAGAAUAUUUUGCUGAUUAACGACAGCAAAUUAAACACCAGCGAGCAGCAUGGCGAUGGUGCCAGCUUAGUGUCAAAAAAUGAAAGCUACUCUUAUUCGACUGGUGAAAAACAGCGUGGAGAAUCUGACAUCGAAUCAUAUAUAAAUGAAGAGGAUUUGAAAGACCUCGAUUUGGACGCUGAACAAAUUACUGACUCUGACCUCGAUGAACAACUCGAUAAAGAUGUUCAUCCUACUUCCAGUGCCAUAAUAGAGGAUUCCACGAGUUUAGGUUCUAGCGAUGAAGGAUAUGAUGAAGCAAACGGUGAUGAUAUUUCUUCCUACGGAAAAUCUCUUCUAGAUUCUGAUUUUAGCGACCAUGAUUUUGAUGGGAAUAACAAGCCACAUGAUGGUAGCAGUUCACUAAUUGAUGACUCGAUGAUAAAUGAUGAACUGUUUCAUGAUGGGUCUAUCGCUGCGCACUCGAUACCGAGCACGCGUGCUUUUCAUAUGUUAAAAGCAGGUGAUUCGAUUUCGAAAAGUAGCUUCGAUAAACCCGAUUAUAAGAUCCAAACUUCUAAAGUGAUGUCCAGCACCGCAUCUUCAGUCAAAGAGUCAAUCACAAGUUCUUCGAUGAGCAAGAAGGCAAGCAGCAGAUCUCAUAGUAUUACAACCUCUACUUUUGUUAAGCCUCGAAAUUCUUUUUCCAGUAUGAAUAAUGAACAACUGAAAUUGCCGUUGGCAAAAUCCACUCAAAGACAUAAAAGAAGUACGAGUGAUUCUAAAUCUAUUAUCAAGCCUAGAAGGCUUACUCCUGAACCUCUUAUUAUUAAAAAGAUCGACGUACCCAAGCAUCCAAGUUCAAGCACUUCUCAGCUAUCAGGUCUCUUCUGCAAGAACAAGAACGAAACAUCUAAUCCACUAGAGUAUUUUUCUUUUGUAUCCGCCAAAAGUGUGGUUAAGUUUGAAUCUAUGGCAUUGAGUAUCUAUAUUCAAGCAUCAAAAACUUAUCAAAGAAAUCCCUUCGCCCUAAAGGUGCGGAAAAGUGCCACCGUUUUCGAAGUAAUCGGCUACAUCUUAUAUUGUUAUUCAACAGAUAAGAAACCUGCCUCUUUCGAUGAAGACGGCCUUACAUUGAAAGACAUCUCGAAUCCGAAUAAGUUCGUUUUGAAGAUAGUAGAUGAAGAUGGAGAACCAUUUGAAGACAAUUUUGGUACCCUUGAAAGAAAAAAGGAGAUAGGCACCAUAUUUGAUAACGAAGUUGUCUUAUGCAAGGUGAGUGAUGACAACCAAUUUAAGCUUAACGAGAAGAUGACGCCAUUACCUUAUGAGGCUCAUGGAUAUUCUCCCCAAAAUGAUGACGGUGUAAAAUUCGACCAUACCACCGUAGGUAGCUCGACUGACGCUGGCAUCAACCAGUUAAGCUACUAUAAACCCAUCAUACCCUCGAAUUCGACUGUUAAUCAAAAGCAUGAGAAGCUUGUGGAGAUAAAGGUCUUUCUGUAUCCCAACGUUAAUCCACAAUUUAACUUCACACCUAUCAAAGCAUCUGUCAAUGCUAAGAUCAAUGACAUAUUGGUUCAAUAUUGUAAAAUGAAAGGGAUGGAUCCCAAUGAUUACGCGCUUAAACUAUGCGGUCAACUAUUUUAUCUUGAUUUGAAUGAGACAGUCGGUGAAUUGGAUGGCAAUUAUUCGCUGGAAUUAAUCACGAAAAAGGAUGUAAGAGCUUUGAAUUUGAAAAAACUCAAAAAGCAUGUAAGCAAACCAUCUCUACCAACAAUUCAAAGCGCCGGAGUUACUCCUAUAACACUGGAUGUGAAGGGCAAAUAUUUGAAGGAUGGCAAUGGACAACUACCAGAUGGUGAUGAAGCACUUGGUGAACAAAAGAGUCAAAUACCGCAUAAUCAGAAAAAGCACUCUAAAUAUAAGCUCGGUCUUUCAAAACAAAUUUCCUCAGGCAACGCGAGCGUAGGGGGUGGUAGCUUUUUCAAACUUAAAAACUCUUCCAAGUCUUCAUUGCAGAAUAGUACCUUUGGAGGUCACUUUCCAUCAUCAGAACAGUCUAACCUGAAUUUGGAUGGCAAUUACAAGGACUUAUUUGCGGGCGCAUAUUAUAAGUAUAAAGUUUGGAGAAGGCAGCAAAUGUCGUUCAUCAACAAACACGAACGAACGUUGGCCAUUGAUGGUGAUUAUAUUUAUAUCAUUCCUCCGGAAAAUGGCUAUCAUUGGCACAACGAGAGUAUAAAGACAAAGUGUUUCCAUAUAAGCCAAGUCUCUAUAGCUAAAAGAUCCAAAAGGGUACCAGAGUAUUUUAAAAUCUUCGUGAAUAGACCUGGUGGAAUUAAAAGGUAUUACUUUGAAGCUGUAUCGCCUCAGGAAUGUGUCGAAAUUGUGACGCGGAUACAAAACCUACUUGGUGCUUACAAGAUGAACCAUAAAUAG